AGGACAGGAGAGAAUUGGAAAAGAUUCCAACUAUGAACAGGAAGGUAAAGUUCAGUUUGUUAUUGAUGCAGUCUAUGCGAUGGCUCAUGCCCUCCAUCAUAUGAACAAAGAUCUCUGUGCUGACUACCGAGGCGUCUGUCCAGAGAUGGAGCAAGCUGGGGGCAAGAAGUUGUUGAAGUAUAUCCGCAACGUUAAUUUUAAUGGGAGUGCAGGCACCCCAGUAAUGUUUAACAAAAAUGGGGAUGCACCUGGGCGUUAUGACAUCUUUCAGUACCAGACCACAAACACCACCAACCCUGGUUACCGUCUGAUUGGACAGUGGACAGAUGAACUUCAGCUCAAU
Leptonychotes weddellii (Weddell seal) is the source of this 343-nucleotide messenger RNA. Lineage: Eukaryota; Metazoa; Chordata; Mammalia; Carnivora; Phocidae. The record is from RefSeq and is a predicted model, not a curated record.